UGGCCGCGGCGUGCGAGGCCGGGCGGGACGGGGAUGGAGCCGCAGCAGCUAGCGGAGGCGGCGGGGUCCUCGCGCCACGCGCCGGCCGGGAUCUCCCUGCACGAUUUCUGCGGGCAGGCGGGCGAGCAGCUCGUGCACUUCCACGCCAUGCGGCUGCGAGACUCGCUCUUCCUCUGGGUGGGGGCGGAGCCCGCGCUCCGCAGCCUGGCCGUGGCCAUGUGCAGCCCCCACGACUCCAUUCCAGUGUCUACAUCACUUCUGGGAGAUGCCUCUGACGCCACCUCAAAUUCUCUAGCCCAGCGCCUAGCCAGGAAGACUAAAAAACAGAUCUUCGUUAGCUACAAUCUUCAGAAUACAGACAGCAGUUUUAUAUUACACAUAGAGAACAGAAUCAAGGAAGAAAUGAUGGCUUUUCCAGAGAAAUUCUAACUUUGUGGCAUUGUAAGUUACUUUGUUAAAGAAAUAAACUGACUGGGUUUCCAUAUUGACAGACACGGAGUUAAUAUUUUGGCACUUUUUGGGUUUGUUUUACAAAAUUGUUUGGACCAAACUUGCAUAGAACUUAAAAAAUGUAUUUCUUCCAAACUUUGAGUUCCUCUGCUGUGUUAGAGAUGGGCUGAUGGCAGAGAAAGGGGUCUUUGGAAUAUGGAGAGGAAUGUUGUGAGUUAUGCAAGAUAUUGUAAACUUGUGUAUGCAUGGAGCUUGACCUACUUGGAAAUUGUAAUUAGAGGACGUUCUCUGGAUUUUAGUUGCACAUGUAACAUACUAUGUAUCAUAAUUAGAGCAAGAGAAAACAAAUCUCUUCUAGUGCUUAUGUGAAAGCCUGGCAUGCUGUUGUGAAAAAUCAGGAAAUUAAAUAAAAGGAAAUACAUUGACGUCA
This is a messenger RNA of Gopherus evgoodei (Goodes thornscrub tortoise), 880 nucleotides long. RefSeq names its product proteasome assembly chaperone 4 (gene PSMG4). Lineage: Eukaryota; Metazoa; Chordata; Testudines; Testudinidae. The record is from RefSeq and is a predicted model, not a curated record. The coding region runs from base 34 to 429 and encodes 131 amino acids. The transcript is spliced from 3 exons. Gene Ontology annotation, biological process: proteasome assembly.